GGUCAUCUGAAGGUUAUCGCACAUUCCUAAAGUUUGCGGUGUCUUGAAGUGUCAUAAUGUAAAGUCAGUGUGAUGGGCAAGGCUAGUCAUGUAACUCUGAGCCUUUGGCCCAGGGCAGAACCGUUCGCAUACGGUAUCUUUCAAGUUCAUCCUCAUCCAAGACUUGCUGUUCAUAACAUCAAAAAGCUUGUUACUUAUGCAAAAAACAAAAGUAAAACUGGAUCAAGAUUAAGUUAUUCUGUUUGGAAACAUGUAGCAUGUAAUAAACUUCAGCUAACUGAGGAUUUGGCUUGGGUCCUCUUUCAUACAUGCUUAACUAUGUCGGCGACACAAUAUGAUAAGCUUAAGGAUGUUGAUGAAAGGAUAUUUACUGCAGCGAAUUCAGCAGAUGCCGAGAGGAUUCGUACUUCACAAUCCGUUAAUUUGUUCACAUUUGUACUCUUUCUGUACAUACAACAGAUAAACAAGAUAUCACUGCGAGCUUCAGCAGUGUCAGCCAAUGCUGAGUUAGUUUUCUGGGAUCUUAUUAUUUACUCUGCUAGGUGGCCUGGUAGUUACAGUCGUUCAUCCGAUUUGGAUUCAGGUCGUUCAACUCCUAUCAGACUAUGUCGCAAUCUAGAUGAGCAAUAUCAUUUUCAAUUUAUCAGUGAAAAUUUGAAUGAAAUGAUUGAUCUCCUUGUUGAACCCGAUAACCAAGGUGGAAAUAGUAUGGAUGCAACAUUGUCUGAAGGUGCUAUCGAAGCUUUGGAUCUUGUUUUGGAAGGAUCAGCUGAUGAAGGAAGGACGCUUAAUUCAUUUUCAGAACUUGUCCAUAUACCAACAAUUCUUCCAGCAACUGGUUAUUCCAAGGUUACACAUGCUUUCCAUUUACGUGGCCUUCUUUCUUGGAUACGUUCAUGGUUAACACAAAACCCGUUUUCGGUUGAAAACUGUAUUCGAAAUGGUCGACGUUUACAGUGGCGUCUUCCUCAUCAGGUUGUCUUGGACAAUGAGUCUGGUUUGAACAAUACUCAGCAACAGCCACAGAAUGAUAUCAUAAAGCGUCAGAAGAUUGCGACAAACGCACACCAAGUUCCACGAACUGGAGGUCACAGUGGAAACAAACUGGUUGUCAUGUCGAUGAUUUCUCGCCAAAUUAUCGCUCGCAGUUCUGCUACACUUGAUGGUGCCACGCUUAAAAUACAUCGUGCCCAUUGUAGUUAUUUAUAUCUCUUGUCACCGAUGAGGUCUGUUACACUAGAUAAGUGUCGCAAGCUGACCAUUGUUUUGGGACCGAUUGAAAAUACUCUCCAACUUAACCAUUGUGAAGACUGUUUGGUUAUUGCAGCCUGUCGUCGUGCUGUCUUGGCUUAUUGUCGUCGGUGCACAUUGCAUUUAGCUAUACAAUCCCGUCCAAUAUUGAUUCAACCCCCUGUUCCAAACACUAUCAGUGGAUCUAUGAUUAUUUCAAAUAUUCCUGGAAAUAAUUCGGGUACAAAUACUUCUACCCCAGGCACCCCUACGCCUGGUAGUGUAGCACUGGUUGGUAAUGAAGAAAUCUUGUUGGCUCCCUUUCAUACAACGUAUAUGAAACUUGUAGAUCACCUGAACAAGGUGAACCUUAGUCCGAAAGUGAAUUAUUGGGAUCGUCCAUUUUUGUUGGGACAAGAUUCCAGUCGUCAAGACUCAUCUCAACAAUCAUCCAGAGUUCGUUGCUGGGACUUACUACAACCCGCCCAUUUUUAUCCGUUUAAUAUUCCACUUUUGCUCUCUACUCGAGGUGAAAGUAUGGACCGCAACCCGAUCGGUGAAAAUUAUACUCGUUCUGAAGAAGCUGUUCCUAAUGGUAAUCCUCAAACGGCUAACUGUCUGGAUUUGAGUGCAUCACUUAUAACGAAUACGUCCAGAUACUUUGGCGAUUCAGAUGAAAGACGUUUAGAGAACUAUAUUUCCAUGGCUAAUAACAUUUUACCAAUUCCAUUGCCUUCCGCUUAUUUAAUUGCUUUACAUGAAAGGGCUGGAGCUUAUCAUAAGUGGCCUCAAUAUGUUAUGAAUGCAAGGUUAACCCUUGAUCAACGUCAUAGUUUUAGCACCGUUGUGGAUCAGAGAUUUCGACAAUGGUUGAUAGAAUCAGGCAAUUUGCGUCAAUUACAACUCCUAGAGCUAAGCACAGGUCACGUGAAUCCAGUACCAUCUUGCAAUCCUACUGCUUAUUCUGUCGACAAAAAUGUUGCUCCUAUGUCUGUGAGUUCUACUUUUCAAAGCCAUGCAGAUCGAUCAGAUCAUGGGGUUCAUAGUUCUUAUGCUGAUGGUCACAUAAGCAAUUCUAUUCGGAGUGGCUGUCUUCUCACUCGGUCAAAUAAUGAAAAUCAGUUUGCUACCAACGAUGAUGAUGCUGAUGGCAUAUGAUAGUAAUUCGUAAUUUUUCAAGUAUUAUACAUUCCAGUAUUUUUCUCAAUCCAUAAUUGGUUGUUGCGUCUUUUGGUUCAACCGGAAAAGUAAUAUAAUCUCAGUUUAAGCUAUCAUCUGUGAUCAUUUAUAUUGUUAUUGUUUGUUUAAGACAUGUACUCAUUGUUACCUUAAAAGGGACAUUUGAUUUUUUCUGAAUGUAAUUCUUUGAAUUUUUAUGGGUCACAUUUUCUUGAAACUUUAAAUUAGUUUACCAACGUAAAAAAUGUCUUAUUGCUUGUUAUAUCAUAAAAUUAUUUUGGAUUCCCAAUUUUGACGUACUUUUUCCGGAUCCUUACUUCUUAAUACGUAAUUGUAUUGAUGUACUUUGGUCUCAUCAGUUGGCUAAUGUUUUAUGCUUUAGCUAUAAAUGUGACUUAAUUAUUAACUACAGAAACAUGUUUACUGUUAAAACGUUCAAUAUAAUCGCUUUAUUUAACUGUUCACUUUUGAGUUCUUAUGCACAAUUGAUCUGACAUGUAAUUUAAUGCUUAUGUUAUCUUUUGUACAUGUCAGGUACUAUUGUAAUAAACGAAAACAGUUGGGAUCGACCAAAUGUAUUUGAAUACAAAAUUACAGUUAUUUGGUAAAAUCUGAAUACCAUAUGUUCAAUACUUUAUUUGCAAAAUCUCCAUCAGUUGUCUCAGAAUUGUUGUUCCUUCAUUUCCAUACCAAUCACUCUCUGUUCCCGUUCAUUUCUAUUCGAUCUUCUCAUCCUUCUGCUGCCAGGCAUUCCACUUGCGAUUGGUGUUGUAAACUACUUAUAUCUGUCGACAUAUGUAGCACACUAACAUGGUUACAGAAAUGACAUAUUGAUUAGUUAUCGGAUUGAAAAUAAUACUGCUUUUUAUAAGAGAGCACUUGAUAUCUGGAAAAGUAAUAGGAAUGAAAGUAUUACUGGUUCAAAUAAUUUUACAUGACCUUAAAAUGCAAGUUAUCAUACAGUUUGUUAAAAAAUGUAGUUAGACUUAGAGCAAUUAUAGUAGGAAAAAGUAAAGACAAACGGAAUUUAUGAUUUCUCAGUGACUUUACGAAUUAACACAAUGAUGAAGUCAUUUUUGCCUUGAGAGUUUGGAGUAUGUAAGAUUCCCAUACAAUGGCGGUUCCGACCCAGAUAACAUGCAUUCCGAAAUUGAGUCCGUAUUAGAGCAAAAAACUAUACCAGCGUCCCAGCGACUUUUGCCAGUGGUUCUACAGCAAAUAAAAAUUUGUAUGGGUUGCAAAUGUACAACUGAUCGGAUGAAAGGAUAAGCAAACUUUCAGGAUUACUAUCUACCGUUGCUGUUGGAACAUGCUAAAAAAUCUAAGACAUGCACUUCUUUCUGUUCGGCCAAUUUAGCUGCUUUGGCAGGUGCACGUAAAUUUAUAAACAAAAGUGGCGGUAGCAUGAAAGGAGUGCUUGUUAAACUUUGGUUGGGUUAUUGAACAUGUUGACGUGUUGGGAGCUUAAGCGACGAUCUGAUUGAUUAGUUAUAGAUAUAACUAACACUCGAUUCAAAAAUUUGUUCGAGCAGUUAAGAGAUUUGCAUGCAAUGAAUGUGGAGAAUCACAGUUGGUUGAGAUUACCAACCAAUAUUUCAUUUCAUCGACACCAAAGUCGAAUAUUUUAUUUAAAGAACAUCUGACUGCCUUCAGAAACAAACAAAAUAACGAGGUACCGAUCUUAGCAUAAACAACCGGAAUUUGCACAUCGAGUACUAAUUUUUAAAUAUUUGCCUUCACUACCCUAUUAAAAAGGAAUAGGACUGAAAUAUUGACUUAAUUAAUAAAGUGACUAUGCAAAUACUGAUAUGUUCUCCAUAUUAUUCCGUCUGUAGCUCUUCUAGAGUUGCUGCAUGUCCCAAGACCAGGUGAAGGAGGAGGGUUGGACAUGGAGUCGGCAACCUCAUCCCGUAGAAAACAACCUUGUUAAAAAGCGCUAACCAGAUUAAAUAAUUUAAACUCUCCCCUCCAGGUUGAAGGAAGAAUUAUGACACCUCAUGAUGAAAGCUCAGAUUCUUCGGAAGUCACGAGGCCGAUGACCCUUCUAAUAUCCAGAGAAACCAUUAAUAUAGGUACAUGGAGUAUCCGAACAAUGUGGGAGACCAGGAAGACCAGUCAAAUAGUUACGAAAAUGAGGAGAUACAACUUAGUAGUACUCGGAAUCAGCAAAACCCAUUGG
This is a messenger RNA of Schistosoma bovis, 4588 nucleotides long. Lineage: Eukaryota; Metazoa; Platyhelminthes; Trematoda; Strigeidida; Schistosomatidae. The record is from the annotation of a GenBank genome assembly.